Messenger RNA from Boleophthalmus pectinirostris (great blue-spotted mudskipper), 1323 nucleotides. It is a transcript of the gene hbegfa, whose product is annotated as heparin-binding EGF-like growth factor a. The coding region runs from base 154 to 870 and encodes 238 amino acids. The record is from RefSeq and is a predicted model, not a curated record. NCBI's taxonomy places the organism in Eukaryota, Metazoa, Chordata, Actinopteri, Gobiiformes, Gobiidae. Gene Ontology annotation, biological process: epidermal growth factor receptor signaling pathway; positive regulation of cell population proliferation; positive regulation of mitotic nuclear division. The transcript has 6 exons.
GGACGGUCUUUCAGUGCGCUCCUCUGACGCAAACACCGCGCUCUCAUCACACCCUCGAGGUUUGCGCCCAGCUGGAAUUUGCUCCCUGAACUCAAAAUCAAAACUAUAAAAACAAGGAAACUUUCUGAACAAGCAACGGGAAUACACGCUUCUAUGAAUUUGGGAACAAUGAGGAUUUUCGCUGUUAUGGCGCUGCUGCUUCACGCACUGGUUCUGUCAAGAUCUGUGAGCAGUGCUGCAGUGGACAGAUAUGAGGCGGACAGACUGAGAAACACAGCAGUCAUCAACUUGUUAGCAACAACUCAAGACAAAAGAACGGAGCAGAGCACAGAUGUGGGCACAACCACUGUAGACUACACUCAAGAGGAUGAAGAUUACGAGGAUGAAUACUAUGAUGAAGAGUACGAGGAUGGGCUCUCGGGGGAUUAUGAAUUUCCACGAGUUGCAAUGUCAAGCCAACCAAAGGAUCCUUCAGCUGUCCUGGAAACUGAAAAAACAGAAGGCACUACAAGGAGAGGGAAGGGUAGAAAAAAGGGGAAGGGCAAAGGUAGAAAGAGAAAUCCCUGUUUGAAGAAGUAUAAGGAUUUCUGCAUUCACGGCACCUGUCAUUAUUUGAGGGACCUCCGGUCCCCAUCCUGUGUGUGUCACCAAUUGUACUCUGGGGAGAGGUGCCAGUUUUUUACACUGCCUGUUGAGAAACCACAAGAAGGCUACAGUCGGACAACUGCACUGGCUGUCAUCGCAGUGGUGUUGUCAUCUGUCUGCCUCACUAUUAUUGGACUUUUAUUAAUGCUAAGGUUUCAUAAGCGAGGAGCAUAUGAUGUGGAAAGUGAAGAGAAAGUGAAAUUAGGGUUAUCGUCCAACCAUUGAAGAUAUGGACACAGGUAAAAGAUGCAGAAAUUCUACCUCAAUAUAGAAACGUGAACCACAAGAAGGGGUCCUACCAAAAAGGGAAUAUACUGUUCAAGAAAGGAGUAGCCUGAAUACCACCACUGGAGUGCAGGGCUGACCACUUUCAAAUCAGUCGUUCUUCCCACAAGGCCCCAAGGUUAAGGUGGCUUUCCUAAAAACUGGAGUACCUGGAAUAAGGACUGGCCCUAAAGAUGGACUGGAGUAAAGCGUAUGGUGUCGGUGAUGAAGAGAGGAGGAAGAGGAGGAUGUCUCUAGACUGUGCUGUGCUGCUUCUCAGCAACGUAAACAGAAGACUGAACCGAACAGUGUGAAAUGUAAACAGUGCAUUUUGUCUAAAUUGACAGUGUUUUAUAUUUUUUUUCUGCACAAAUCCAACCAUUUUAUGUACAGUAAAAAACAGUAUAUUUAUAA